AUGAACGCCCACUGCGACACCGUGGAGGAGUUCCAGUGCAACAACGGCUUCAGCGACCUCAUCAUCGACACCAAGAAGUCCGCCGUGCACCGCAAGCACGAGACGUCCCGCAAAGAGGACGAGGACGAGUCCCGCUUACCUGCGCUGGAGGCCGCCUACACCAACAUCCUGCGGCACCUCGGAGAGGACACGCACCGCGAGGGGCUGUUGCGCACGCCGUUGCGCGCCGCCAAGGCCAUACAGUUCCUCACCAAGGGCUACCAUGAGACCAUAGAAGACAUCUUAAACAACGCCAUAUUUGAUGAAGACCACGACGAGAUGGUGAUCGUAAAGGACAUAGACAUGUUCUCUCUAUGUGAACAUCACUUGGUGCCAUUUUUUGGAAAGGUUCACAUCGGCUAUAUUCCUAAUAAAAAAGUGGUGGGACUGAGCAAGCUGGCAAGGAUUGUGGAGAUCUACAGCCGGAGGCUUCAAGUUCAAGAGCGUCUGACCAAGCAGAUUGCUGUGGGAAUACAUGAAGCUCUGCAGCCAAAAGGUGUAGCUGUGGUCAUUGAAGCAGCGCACAUGUGCAUGGUGAUGCGUGGGGUCCAGAAGAUGAACAGCCGCACAGUGACCAGCGCCAUGCUGGGAGUUUACCUCGAAGACCCCAAAACCCGGGAGGAGUUCCUGACUCUGUCCCAGCGCGCCUAA
This is a messenger RNA of Stegastes partitus (bicolor damselfish), 690 nucleotides long. It is a transcript of the gene gch2, whose product is annotated as GTP cyclohydrolase 2. The transcript is spliced from 6 exons. Gene Ontology annotation, cellular component: cytoplasm. Gene Ontology annotation, biological process: tetrahydrofolate biosynthetic process; tetrahydrobiopterin biosynthetic process. Gene Ontology annotation, molecular function: GTP cyclohydrolase I activity; zinc ion binding; GTP binding. The coding region runs from base 1 to 690 and encodes 229 amino acids. The record is from RefSeq and is a predicted model, not a curated record. Lineage: Eukaryota; Metazoa; Chordata; Actinopteri; Pomacentridae.